ACACCAUCCCCCCGAGCAAAGCGAAAGCUUGAAAGAGAAUCAAUCGUGCUAUUCAGACUAGCAAGCCAUUGGACAGAGAGCGAAGCCGGACACAAAAAGUCGCUGGCUCAUAUGGGAGUCGAACUCAUCCCGACAGCCCAUGUCAUCCCUAGCUACUGUCGUCCAUGCACGGACCUUCUGUAUCAACCAACGGCUUCGAACAGCCUCGAGCGAUGUCAUUCGAUCAUUAUGCCCUCGGCUUCCAUUUUUUAUUUCCCCAUGGAUGUUAUUCGACAAACCGUUUCAUUCUUCUUGUUCUUUUUUUUACGGGCUUUGCCUCGGCAACCAUUCUGGAUGCUCGUAUCAUCAUGCCAGGUGUCAACUACGUCUCGUCUUCCCUAAAUCGGACCAAGCGUAAAUGGUCUGUUCAGGCAGAUGAAGAAGCCUAUCCUCGUAUACCCUCUGGUUACAUCAGAAGAAAGCCUAGGGGUAUGUUCGCAUACCUAAAACCGCCACCGCCACUCUUGGGCGAGGAAAACGAUCAACAUGUUCAACAGGAGGAAGGGCAAACACAGGAAGAGCACCUUGAACGACCCCAAGCAAGCGAGAAAAACGAUAAUCCGAUUAUUCAGCCAAAAGACAAGUCACAGUCCAUAGACUUUGGAUUCUCCUGGGCAGUUCCUUUUAUGCCUGCCCAACAGAAGGUGGAGAAACCUUUCGGGAACAAUGAUAAAGCACAUACUUCAAGAAAAAAUUCAUUUCUUCCUGGUGCCCAUCACCUGCCGUGGUUUAUGACCUGGGAUAACAACACCUGGCCGGGAAAAACAGGAGACCACUUGAUGGAAUGCGAAGAGGAGCCCCAACACUAUCAUUCAACUAUCUCCUCUCCAGAUCGUCGAGUACGCAAGAUUCUUGCAAAGAACAACGUAUUCCAGCUCGAUUUAUCGUUGCGCCCAUCCCAAUCGCGUACAUAUUCUCCCUACAAAAGACAAAGGGACUUGGAUUCGAAAGGCAAAUACUAAUAAUAGUCCCAUGUUUGUCGUAUUUAAAGUCGCUAACACGCACCCUGCAUCGCCAUAAUGCAACAAAUAUC
This is a messenger RNA of Cryptococcus deneoformans JEC21, 1072 nucleotides long. RefSeq lists its product as hypothetical. The record is from RefSeq and is a predicted model, not a curated record. Lineage: Eukaryota; Fungi; Basidiomycota; Tremellomycetes; Tremellales; Cryptococcaceae. The coding region runs from base 165 to 1001 and encodes 278 amino acids. The transcript has 3 exons.